Molecule: messenger RNA, 753 nt
Organism: Contarinia nasturtii (swede midge)
Lineage: Eukaryota; Metazoa; Arthropoda; Insecta; Diptera; Cecidomyiidae
Product: secreted RxLR effector protein 161-like
Exons: 1
Coding region: 1-753 (250 amino acids)
Source: RefSeq, a predicted model, not a curated record
AUGAAUGAUGCCAAUACAAUUUCAACACCAAGUGAUCUAAAUCAGAAACUAUCAAUUGCCAUGAUAACAGAUAAAGAUGAAGAAAAUGCCAACAUACCAUACCAAGAAGCGGUAGGAAGUCUACUAUAUCUUGCGCAAUAUACACGGCCAGAUAUUGCAUUUGCAGUCAACGAUGUAAGUCGCUUCAAUUCAAAUUUCGGCCAAGCACACUGGACAGCAGUAAAACGAAUAAUGCGAUACCUCAAAGGUACAAUCGGCUACAAAUUGAGGUAUACAAAAAACAAUGAUGAAAUACAUGGUUUUGUAGAUUCAGAUUGGGCAUCAGAUAUUGAUAAACGCAGAUCAUGCACUGGAUAUGUGUUUAGAUUCAGUGGAGGUGCGAUAACGUGGAACUCUAAACGACAAAGUACCAUUGCAUUGUCCACAACGGAGGCGGAGUAUAUGGCUGCCACUGUAGCUGCUCAGGAGGCCAUAUGGUUAAAGCAAUUUUAUCAAGAAUAUCAGAGAUGCAAUCAACCAAUUAUGUUAUUUUGUGAUAACAAGGGAGCCAUUGAUAUUGCAAAAAAUGACAGCUACCGAGCACGUUCGAAACAUAUUGACAUCAAACAUCAUUUCAUACGUGAAAAACUGAAUGAAAAGACGAUAAGUUUGCAAUAUUUAUCAACAGACCAGAUGGUAGCUGAUAGUUUGACAAAAGCUGUACCGAAAGAAAAAAAUGACUUCUGUGCAACCGAAAUGGGUUUAUACAAAUAA